Messenger RNA from Halichondria panicea, 1028 nucleotides. Its product is annotated as carbonic anhydrase 2-like. NCBI's taxonomy places the organism in Eukaryota, Metazoa, Porifera, Demospongiae, Suberitida, Halichondriidae. The coding region runs from base 59 to 895 and encodes 278 amino acids. Gene Ontology annotation, molecular function: zinc ion binding; carbonate dehydratase activity. The record is from RefSeq and is a predicted model, not a curated record. The transcript has 2 exons.
CGUCAUAAUGACAAAUGUGCACAUGUAUAAAUAUCUAUAAUUAUAAACAGAAGGUGUGAUGAUUUCUUUGAGACCAGUCUUCCUCUUUCGUACAGUUAUAUCCAGGUGUGCUGCAAUGAUUAGCAAUGGUGGCCAACCUGGCUGUAAAGCCACAGGACUAAAUUGCCAAUUGUCGACAUCAUCUCAAUCGAACCAAGGUGGUCAGAACCAAUCACCCAUCGAUAUCGUUACAUCACAGACAACAAAAGGCUCCAAACUAAAGCCGCUGAUUUUCAACGCUGGAUGGGAUCAAACAGUGUCUGGAACAGUGGAAAACACUGGCUACUACCUCAAGUUUACUGCUGAUUCCACUGCUGAUAAAUGCACCCUCAAGACGUACAACGGUGACUACGUCCUCGACCAGUUUCACUACCACUGGGGCCAAUGUGACGGUGAGGGGGCGGAGCAUUACAUGGACGGGAAGCAGUACGAUAUUGAGUUCCAUUUCGUUCACAAGAAAGUCGGAUUGACUGACCCUACAGCUAAGGAUGCAUUCUCAGUUUUGGGUGUCUUUGGAAAAGCAGAUUCUGGUGCCAAAAUGACUGGAGUUUGGGAAAAGCUCUCACCAUUGAAUGUUCUUCGCUGCGGCUCAAAGAAAAACAUUGGUGAUGUAGUUCAGUCGAACCUCCUUCCGAAAAUGAAAGACUACUUCCACUAUGAAGGCUCUCUGACUACCCCUAGCUAUUCUGAGGUUGUGCACUGGUUUGUGUUGAAGGAGCCCAUUUCUGUGCCUAGUGAGUAUCUGGAGGCUCUGAGGAGAAUGGAGAAAGAUGAUGGAAAGACAAUCUGUAAUAACUUCAGAGAAUUGCAAGAUGUCUGCUCUCGCACUGUGGAGAGAUUUGAAACUGAACACUGAACAUUAAAUGCUAGAUUUAUUUAUUUUGUGCUCCUUCCAGUAUACUAUAAUAACGUUUUGACUGUACCAUAGAUAGUAGAGGUAGGAAUCCUCUACUAUCUAUGAGAAUAAAAAGUGUGCAAUUUGAGCCCCA